CCCUGGUUGCCUAGAAGUAACUCUUUUUAUCAUAGGCAUAUCUGUCUUCCUGUAGGUCCAACACUCCAUGGAAAACAGUUAACUGAACGAAUAUGGCUACUGCUCAACUCCUGCAUAUUGGCCAGAAGCCCAAAACUUUGAAGGAAACGUCUCUGUUUCCAAACAGAGUUGCCACUGAGCAGCAGUCUAUGGUUUUGGUGAAAAGGCUGCUAGCAGUUUCAAUCUCCUGCAUAACUUAUCUCCGGGGGCUCUUCCCAGAAAGCUCUUAUGGAACCCGCUAUUUAGAUGACAUGUGCCUAAAAAUUCUUCGAGAAGAUAGAAGCUGCCAGGGUUCACUCCAGGUAGUCAAGUGCAGGAUUCAAGGGUGCUUUGAUGCGCUGGAAAAGAACUAUCUACAUAUGGCUGCCUUGACAAUCUAUACCAACCCUAAAGAACCUGAGCACAUGACAGAAUUCUACCGGUUCAAGUUCAAGUAUUCAAGGAAUGGACCUCAGAUGGACUUUGAUAGUGGUGACACUCAAGGGAGCUUUACAAAUGGAGGGAAGGGUGAGGAAAUUAAGCAAGCCAGCAUCCUGCUGAUCCGCAAAUUGUAUGUCUUAAUGCAGAAUCUUGGACCGCUGCCUAAUGACAUUACAUUGACCAUGAAACUGUUCUACUACAAUGAUGUCACACCCAUUGAUUACCAACCCCCUGGCUUUAAGGAAGGCAACAUCUCUGAUUGCCUGCUUUUUGAUGGUGACCCAGUGAACCUCAAAGUCGGGUCAGUCUCCACUGGGUUCCACAUUAUGAAAGUGAGAGUAACAACAGAGAGCAAACGGAUGGGGUUGCUGGAGAGCAAUCUGGUUGAGGAGAAUGGUUCCACUGAGAUCUCCCAUCAGGGGCUAGACUGUGAUGAGGAAGAAGAGGAAGGCAGCACUAAAGGAAAGGAAGAGAACCUUCAAGUUGAUGGCAUGAAGUUGGACAAAAACAGGAUUCAUGAAGGGAAUGCAGAUUUAGAAGGCAAAAACAGUUUAUUUUUUAAUCAAAAGGGAGCAGAAACAUCUAGAAAGACUGGUGUAAAAGGGGCAGAAAAAGCAUCUCAUCAGAAAUUGAGACUGGACAGUGCUUUUAGCCAGGAGGAAACAAGUGGCCCAGUGAAGAAGAGGAAGGUCAGCAUGCCAGUCAACUCUAUUCUUACAGCUCAGCAGCUAUGACUGCCAUGGACUGUUUUGCUUUGACUAUAAUGUGCUAGUAGGCAUCCUUCCUGUUUAUUGUGGCUUCUAAUCUUUUACCUGCUUUAGUGAAUUCUCCAUGCACAGAACAUAUCUAUAUUCUGAAGAGGCUGUAUCUAGUUUCCUGUUUUAAACCCUGUGUGGAAUAGACAUGUAUAUAUAAAUGUUUAGGGUGUAGUUACUUUGAUGGUAUAUAGCUAAGCUAGAAUGAACCUACAUAGAUUCUAUAUGGUUUGGGGGGUGUUUGGAGUUGUUGUUUUUGCCACACUGAUAGAAACAUCCCCCAUUCUUUUCUUUCGAGCUUGUAUCUGUCACUUGGUUAUUAAUUGUCAUUUAAGAUGCCACAGUCUGAAAAUGCAAGUUGUAGUUCAAACUGUAGCAGGAUAUAGUUGUUUCAUUGUCUACUUCCACUUCCCCCAAGCAGUUGAAGAUUUUGGGGACAGUCACCAUAAGAUCCUAUUUAUUCCUUGUAGAUGAGAGUACUGGAGAUUUGCACUCAUGCGCCAUAGUCUGUUAAUUUACAAAUAUUCAGGUAUUUAUCUGCCUUCUGUCCACAUAAAAAGUCUCAUCUCUCAU
Messenger RNA from Lacerta agilis (Sand lizard), 1787 nucleotides. It is a transcript of the gene HORMAD2, whose product is annotated as HORMA domain containing 2. Bases 93 to 1193 code for a protein of 366 amino acids. The record is from RefSeq and is a predicted model, not a curated record. NCBI's taxonomy places the organism in Eukaryota, Metazoa, Chordata, Lepidosauria, Squamata, Lacertidae. The transcript has 12 exons.